Messenger RNA from Amaranthus tricolor (Joseph's coat), 2825 nucleotides. Its product is annotated as root phototropism protein 3-like. The record is from RefSeq and is a predicted model, not a curated record. The transcript is spliced from 4 exons. Bases 523 to 2553 code for a protein of 676 amino acids. NCBI's taxonomy places the organism in Eukaryota, Viridiplantae, Streptophyta, Magnoliopsida, Caryophyllales, Amaranthaceae.
UAUUUUUUAUUCUUUUAAUUUUUAUCCACAUUAACUCCAAGUGGGCACACAAUGUUGAUUCUUGUAUCCAACACAUUAAUGAAUGUUAGAUUUUUCUUUGUGAUCAUAAAAGCUCUAAAUGUGGUAACAAUAAGCAUACUAAAAAGCUAUCAGUACCAUAACACAGACAGACAAAGCAAAACCUAAAUCUCCCAGUUAGUUCUGCUGCAGAUUCAAGAAGAAUAACUAUCUGUUACCCUAAAUCAUUCAUCAAAAUCUCCAAACAGACCAUUUUAUAGUACCAAAACCAGCAGUUAGACUCUUGUUUGGAGAAAAUAUUUGCCCAUCACUAAACAGCCUGUAUAUAGCAAGAGUUAGUGCAAUAAAACAGAAAAUUUUUUUUGGGUGUUAAAUAAUUCCAAACAUUGCCCAUGUUUAUUUCAUGUUUAUUAGUUUUCCUGUUUCAUCAUCAACUAAUUCUCCAUUUCCUGUCAUAAGAAAUAUUGAAAGACUUGUUUAAAGGGCAGUUUGGAAGUUUUCAGUAUGUGGGAUUCUGAAACUGAAUCUCUUAGAGGAAGAGAGUCAGGAAAUGGAGCUCUUAUACCAGCCAAACAUGGCCUUAAAACUGAUGGGUUUCAGCAAAGAGGCCAAUCAUGGUUUGUUUCAACUGAUAUUCCAAGUGAUCUUUUGGUUCAAAUUGGUGAAGUCAAUUUUCACUUACACAAGUACCCUUUGAUUUCAAGAUGUGGAAGAUUGAAUAGGAUUAUAUAUGAAGCACAUGAAGGAGAACUAAACAAGAUACACUUAAAUGAUCUUCCUGGUGGGAUCGACUCAUUCGAGCUAGCAGCAAAGUUCUGCUAUGGCAUUGCAGUUGAUCUUACAGCAUCCAACAUUUCUGGCCUCAGAUGUGCUGCAGAGUAUUUAGAGAUGACAGAAGAUCUUGAAGAAGGAAAUCUCAUUUUCAAAACUGAAGCCUUCUUAAGCUAUGUUGUUCUUUCAUCUUGGAGAGACUCCACCAUUGUUUUAAAGAGUUGUGAGAAGCUCUCGCCUUGGGCGGAAAACCUCCAAAUCGUACGAAGGUGUAGCGAGUCUAUUGCUUGGAAAGCCUGUGCAAAUCCUAAGGGUAUAAGGUGGAAUUACACAGGAAGACCUGCAAAGGGUUCUAGUCCUAAAUGGAAUGAUCUUAAUGACUCGAGCCCUAGUAGGGCGGUUCACGUGCCUCCGGAUUGGUGGUUUGAGGAUGUCUCGAUCCUAAGGAUCGAUCAUUUUGUUCGUGUAAUAACAGCCAUUAAGGUUAAAGGAAUGAGAUUCGAGCUUAUUGGAGCUUCGAUUAUGCAAUAUGCAUCUAAAUGGAUACCGGGUAUUGUUAAAGAUGGUGGCGGUGAGUCCACACUGGACGAGCUCACUAGUAGUGGUGGUGGAGUCGGAAGCUGGAAAGGCGGGCUCCACAUGGUAGUCUCGAGGAACAAGGAAGAUUCUGGAAUAGUUAAAGCAAAAGAUCAAAGAAUGAUCAUUGAGAGCCUGAUUAGUAUAAUCCCCCCACAAAAGGACAGUGUUUCGUGCAGCUUCCUAUUAAGGCUUCUUCGGAUGGCUAACAAGCUAAAGGUGUCCCCCGCGUUAGUCACUGAGCUCGAGAAGCGUGUUGGUAUGCAGUUCGAGCAAGCUACCUUAUCAGAUCUUCUUAUACCAUCGUAUAACAAGGGUGAGACGAUGUAUGAUGUGGAUUUAGUUCAGAGACUUCUCGAGCAUUUCUUAGUGCAGGAACAGACCGAGUGUGCAAGUAGUCCUAGCAGACAGUAUACAGAUAAAAAUAUGUACGAGGAAAGUCAAAAAGCCGGUGUUUCUAACGCUAAGGUACGAGUUGCAAAGCUCGUUGACAGUUACUUAACUGAGAUUGCUCGGGAUAGGAAUCUCUCGCUUACCAAGUUCCAAGUCCUGGCCGAGGCUCUCCCUGAAUCUGCACGAACUUGUGAUGAUGGGCUGUACAGGGCUAUCGACUCCUAUCUCAAGGCACACCCUGCACUAUCAGAACACGAAAGAAAAAGAUUAUGUCGAGUGAUGGACUGUCAAAAACUGUCUAUCGAUGCUUGUAUGCAUGCAGCACAGAAUGAGCGGCUUCCCUUAAGGGUAGUGGUGCAAGUCCUUUUCUCCGAGCAGGUCAAGAUAAGCAAUGCAAUAGCCAAUAACAGCCUAAAAGACGGUGCAGGAGAUGCACAAUUUCAGCCCAUGGUCUCAACCCGAAAGACCCUUCUAGAAGAGACACCGCAGUCAUUCCAAGAAGGAUGGGAAACCGCAAAGAAAGACAUUAACACCCUCAAGUUUGAGCUUGAAACAGUGAAAACAAAAUAUGUUGAGCUCCAAAAUGAGAUGGAGAGUUUACAAAAACAAUUCGAUAAGAUGGUCGUGAAGCCAAAAUUGCAUUCUUAUUCAUCUUCAGCAUGGACUAGUGGGUGGAAGAAAUUGAGUAGACUUGCAAAAAUGAGUCAUAUGGAUACUCAUUAUGAUGUGUCUGAUCAGCCUGUUGCAGAACAGACUAGGAAAACCCCAAGAAGGUGGAGGAACUCCAUUUCUUGAGCCCUGUUUAUCUACAUGAUUAUUGCAUGUUCAGCCAAGAUCUAGAGGAAAAUUAUUUGGUUGUAUUGUGUGUGAACAUUGGAAUUUCAUAAACAUCAUUGGCAAAAAAAAUUGCAUGAGCAGAUUUGAGGCAAAGGACACAACCUGACAAUUAAGUCAAUUACGCUUUCAGGUCAUUUUAAAGUCGGUGCAAGGAAGAUCUCAUAGUUUUUUGUGCUAAUAUUUAAUGUACGAAAAUUCCACAUUAAUGCAAUUGCGACCAGUUUUUUUUA